Messenger RNA from Helianthus annuus (common sunflower), 3350 nucleotides. RefSeq names its product probable LRR receptor-like serine/threonine-protein kinase At1g12460. Gene Ontology annotation, biological process: protein phosphorylation. The record is from RefSeq and is a predicted model, not a curated record. The coding region runs from base 576 to 3254 and encodes 892 amino acids. Gene Ontology annotation, molecular function: protein kinase activity; protein binding; ATP binding. NCBI's taxonomy places the organism in Eukaryota, Viridiplantae, Streptophyta, Magnoliopsida, Asterales, Asteraceae. The transcript has 2 exons.
UUAUUUUUUUAACUUUUAUAUUUUUUUAAGUUUGUUCAAGUUAAUUAAUACCUCAUUCUUUCUUCACCAGCCUUCAAUUAAAACAGCAGAAGAUGACCAGAGUAUGUGAAGACAACCAUUAUUUCUGUACAAAACAAACAACAUCAUAAUUAGUAUAUGCUUUAAACUUUCAAGAUUCACCACCACCACCACCGCCGCCGCCGGCGCCACCGCAUCACCACCGUGAACCACCACCGUUGAGCUCACACCAAUCUCAUUUCUUCAACUUUUAAUAAACAAAAAUUUGUUUUUUUUUUCAAGAAACAUCUAGGGUUCUUGAUUUUUUAUUGAUCCAACAACUACCCAGAAGCAGAUUCUUCCGAAAAUCAAAACUUUUUACUUGUUCUUGAAUACCCAUUUCAUUUCUUGCAAAAUUGAAUCAAGAAACCAGUAAUUUAGCCCCAAAUUCUUGAAUCUUGACUGACCCACAAGCUAAAUCUUGAAAAAGUUUCAAUAUUUAAUCUUUCUUGAUGAUUGCAUUUCAAAUGGGUACACAAAGCAGCAGCGUUGAAGAUGUUUUCACUGAUCUUUAACCAAUGAGAAGCUUAUUACAACAAUGCUGCUACUUGACCACUGGUCUUCUGUUGCUGCUGGCUGCUUUUCAGCCGCCAGGGGCUGCAGCCGCCACAACAGAAAAGGAGAUCUUGCUUCAGUUCAAAGGUAACAUUACAGAUGACCCUUACAAUAGUUUGGUUUCAUGGGAUUUGAAUACAGAUCAGUGUAGAGAUUAUAGUGGUGUGUUUUGUGAUUCUUUUGGGAAUGUGUAUAAGAUUGUGUUGUGGAACACUAGUUUAGCCGGUGUGUUAUCGCCUGCAUUGUCCGAAUUACCAUCUUUAAGGAUCCUCACCCUGUUUGGGAACCGAUUCACCGGAAACAUCCCACUGGAGUUUGAAAAACUCACCACUUUGUGGAAGAUCAAUGUGAGCUCGAAUGCGUUAUCGGGUCGAAUCCCUGAGUUUUUAGGGGAUUUACCGAGCAUUCGGUUUCUUGAUCUGUCGAAAAACGGGUUCGAAGGACCGAUUCCGUCGUCUUUAUUUAGAGUUUGUGACAAAACAAAGUUCAUUUCACUGUCCCAUAACAAUCUUUCCGGUGAAAUUCCGAUUAUUAUCGACAAUUGCUUGAAUCUCGAAGGGUUUGAUGUGUCGUUCAACGGUUUAAGGGGUGGAUUCCCUUCACAGAUUUGUGAAAUUCCGAAUCUUGUUUAUUUGUCUGUCAGAAACAACAUGUUGACAGGCAGUGUUGAAGAACAGAUCAAAAGUUGUCAAAGACUCGAACUUUUGGAUCUUGGCAGCAAUCUUUUCUCGGGAAUUCCGCCUUUUCACGUUCUUCAGUUCGCAAAUCUGAGCUAUUUUAACAUUUCGUAUAACGGGUUUGAUCCGCAAGUUCAAAAGAUUCAAACUUGUAGUGAAAGAUUAGAAGUUUUUGAUGUUGCUGGCAACAGUUUCGAAGGCGAGAUCCCUAUGAGCGUUGUUACACAAUGCAGUGGGUUGAAGGUUAUAAACAUGGGGUAUAACAGAUUAAACGGCGAAAUCCCGGUUGAGAUUUCGAAUUUAAAAAGACUUACAGUGAUUAAAUUGGGAAAUAAUUCGAUAAAUGGUGAAAUUCCUGAAGAAUUUGGAUCCAUUGAGCUUCUGCAAGUUCUUGAUCUGCAUAACCUUGAACUUGAAGGCGGGAUCCCGGAUUCUUUAAGCAAUUGCCGGUUUCUUCUCGAGCUGGAUGUUUCCGGAAACUCUUUGCGGGGACAAAUCCCAGAAACAUUUUACAACAUGUCAUACCUUAGAAUCCUCGAUCUUCACAAAAACAACCUUACCGGAACAAUACCGUCACCUUUAGGAAAUCUUUCCAAGAUCCAAACAUUAGAUCUGUCCGAAAAUUCAUUAUCCGGGUCAAUCCCGUUUUCUUUAACAAAUCUGUCGAACUUGAACCACUUCAACGUCUCCUACAACAACUUAUCGGGUCGGAUCCCGUCAUUUCCAAUCCAAAGUUUCAAUUCCUCCGCGUUUUCCAACAAUCCGGAACUAUGUGGGGCCCCAUUGGACCAAUCUUGUUCGGGAGAUUCGACAAAUUCUGAAUCAAGAAGGCCGAAACUAAGCGUUUCAACUAUCGUUGCCAUUGUUGCUGCUUCGUUGAUCUUGAUUGGAGUUUGUUUGAUAACUGUUAUGAACAUGAAAGCUCGAAGAAGAAGAAGACGAGAAGAUGAAGCGAUGAUUAUCGAAAGCACACCUUUAGCUUCAUCAGAUUCUAAUGUAAUCAUUGGAAAACUGGUGCUUUUUAGCAAAACUUUGCCAUCGAAAUACGAAGAUUGGGAAGCCGGGACGAAAGCGUUGCUCGAUAAAGAUUGUUUAAUUGGAACGGGAACGAUCGGAAGUGUAUACAAAGCCGAUUUCGAAGGCGGGAUUUCAAUAGCAGUGAAAAAGAUUAAAGCUUUAGGAAGAAUCAAGAGUCAAGAUGAAUUCGAGCAGGAAAUCGGACGGUUAGGAUCUCUCCGACACGUGAAUCUUGUAAUAUUUCAAGGGUAUUAUUGGUCUUCAACUAUGCAAUUAAUCUUAUCCGAUUUCGCCUCGAACGGAAACUUGUACGAUAAUCUACACGGGGUCGGUUAUCCCGGGACAAGUUCGGGUGUCGGAAACCACAACUUAAACUGGCCGAAACGGUUUCGGAUUGCUCUAGGGACCGCAAGGGCGUUAUCGUACAUUCACCAUGACUGUAAACCUCAGAUACUCCAUCUCAAUUUGAAAUCAAAUAACAUCUUGUUGGAUGAGAAUUACGAGCCGAAACUUUCGGAUUACGGGUUAGUCAAGUUGCUGCCAUUGCUCGAUAACUACGGGUUGACCCGAUUUCACAAUGCAGUUGGAUAUGUUGCGCCCGAAUUGGCUCAGAGUAUGAGGUUGAGUGACAAAUGUGAUGUGUAUAGUUUCGGUGUGAUCUUGUUGGAGCUCGUUACGGGCCGGAAGCCGGUGGAGAGCCUCGGCGGCAACGAGGUGGUGGUUUUGUGUGAAUAUGUUCGGGGUUUGAUCGAACGGGGAAGAGCGUCGGAUUGUUUUGAUAGAAGUUUAAGCGGUUUUGUUGAUAACGAACUGAUACAAGUAAUGAAGUUGGGGUUGAUUUGCACGUCGGAAUCGCCUUUGAGAAGACCGAGCAUGGCGGAGGUGGUUCAGGUUCUCGAGUCUGUGCGGGCCGGGUCGAGGCCCGGAUCUGGAUCCGGGUCAUAUUAGUUGGGCUAGGGAUAUUCUUUUGUAUUCAGUUUAUGAUCAACAUUACUGAUUGUUUAACGUAAUUUGUCUUCAAUAAGAUUCAUUCAUUAUUGAUCA